Messenger RNA from Eublepharis macularius, 1137 nucleotides. It is a transcript of the gene EMG1, whose product is annotated as EMG1 N1-specific pseudouridine methyltransferase. NCBI's taxonomy places the organism in Eukaryota, Metazoa, Chordata, Lepidosauria, Squamata, Eublepharidae. The coding region runs from base 290 to 997 and encodes 235 amino acids. The record is from RefSeq and is a predicted model, not a curated record. Gene Ontology annotation, molecular function: rRNA binding; rRNA (pseudouridine) methyltransferase activity. The transcript has 6 exons. Gene Ontology annotation, biological process: rRNA base methylation. Gene Ontology annotation, cellular component: small-subunit processome; nucleolus.
AGGGCCCUUCAGCGCCAGAUUGAGGAGCGAAGGCCCGAGGGCGGCGUCAACCGUCAAGCCGGGCCUUCUGGGAUUUCCGACGUACCGGAAGUGGAAAAUAUGCGGCGCUCACCCCAUAGAGACAAUAAGGUCUAGAGAGCCGCGUAAAAUAUAUAGCCGUCGCAGGUGUAUUCCAGUGGUUGGUCUGGUCUUUUUAUCUCUAUGGUUUCUGUUUAGAGCGGAAGGCCUUCACGAAACCGGAAGUAGAUGGCCUGAGCCCCGCCUCCCCCGAGCGUCGCCCGCUGCUAAGAUGGCGGCCUCCGCGAGGAAGCGGCCGAGGGCGACGGAAGACGCCGCCGCCGCGGAGCCCGAAGCGCGGCCGGGCCCUCCGCGGGCGACGAAGCGGCGGCUGCUGGUGAUCCUGGAGGGGGCGUCGCUGGAGACCGUGAAGGUUGGGAAAACGUAUGAAUUGUUGAACUGCGACAAGCAUAAAUCAUUGCUACAACGCAGUGGCCGGGACCCUGGAAGUGUUCGACCUGACAUCACCCAUCAAAGCCUCCUGAUGCUCAUGGACAGUCCUCUGAAUCGAGCUGGCCUUCUCCAGGUUUACAUCCAUACAGAGAAGAACGUCCUAAUUGAAGUCAACCCUCAGACGAGAAUCCCUCGAACUUUUGAUCGUUUCUGUGGCCUUAUGGUUCAACUCCUGCAUAAAUUCAGUGUCAGGGCUGCUGAUGGGCCUCAGAAGCUGUUAAAGGUGAUUAAAAACCCAGUGACGGAUCACCUUCCUGUGGGCUGCAUGAAGAUAGGCACGUCUUUUUCUGCCCCUACUGUGACAGAUGUUCGCGACUUGGUCCCUACUACAGAUCCUGUCGCUAUCAUUGUGGGAGCCUUUGCCCAUGGCUCGGUUAACGUGGACUAUGCAGAGAAGACUAUCUCGAUCAGCAACUAUCCGCUCUCUGCUGCCUUGACUUGUGCUAAGAUCACUACUGCUUUUGAGGAGAUGUGGGGAGUGGUGUGAAUUCCUUCAUGUGGAUUUUAUGCUAGCUCCUGGAUGUGGAGCAAAGUGUGUUGCAGGGUUCUACCUGUGGCAUCCCCUCCCUGUGGGAGUUCAAAGAGUCUCUUGUGACAAAUACAGACUUAAGAUUGAGAUAAAUCCAA